CAAUGCGAUGCUAAAAAACAAAUAAUGUGAGCACCAAUUAGAUGAUAUGGCAACUCUUUUACAUUUUUGAUAGGUACUGCUAGGCUUUUUUUUUCCAUAGCAUACGAGUAUAGAAUAUCUUUAACUUUGGUUAAAUCAAAUGUUUGAAAAGUUCUUGUUACGCAGCUGAGGAAUUAUUUAUGAACGGAGCACUGUGUCUUGUUGCAAAAUUUUCUUAGUGCUCUUUCGCUAUACUCAUUUUUGCUAAGGUGAAAUGGCAUCAAAUAACACCAAAGAUUCAACAGCAGCCAAAAAUACCACUAAUGCUUUAACUUUUACUUUUCGAAAACGUCUGCAUGCUUUAGCUUUAUACAAUCAUCUCCAGGUCAGUAUGGAUUCCGAUGAAAUUAAUGCGCCAAGUUUUCCAGAUUAUAUAAUGAAAGAAUUAAGAUAUAUAUCCCAAAACAGGCACAACAACCAAGUAAACACCGAUACUGCUCCAAUUGAAAAUGGAGAUCACCAUGCAGAAGAAAGAAACAACCCUAGUUCUCUUCAUCAAGCACCUGUCCCAUUGGAACUUGGCACCAUUGCAAACAAUGUUGGUAGAGCAUUACUUGAGAAGACUACUUCUCGGGAAGAAAUCGAACAUCACGAACAGAAACUUGUACGUAAAAGUGGAAAUAGAGAUAGGAAGAGAGCUAGGUUGGGAAAAGCUUUCAUCGGUAUGGUUGGUGUUGUUGAUAUUGCUAAUCCAAUUAAUACAUUUGCCAAAAAGAAGAAAUAA
Spathaspora passalidarum NRRL Y-27907 is the source of this 763-nucleotide messenger RNA. RefSeq lists its product as uncharacterized. The record is from RefSeq and is a predicted model, not a curated record. The coding region runs from base 254 to 763 and encodes 169 amino acids. Lineage: Eukaryota; Fungi; Ascomycota; Pichiomycetes; Serinales; Debaryomycetaceae. The transcript has a single exon.